This is a messenger RNA of Globicephala melas (long-finned pilot whale), 9128 nucleotides long. The record is from RefSeq and is a predicted model, not a curated record. Lineage: Eukaryota; Metazoa; Chordata; Mammalia; Artiodactyla; Delphinidae.
UUGAUGGUCGCAGCAUCCUUUGUUUGCUAAUAUGGCAGGCAACAUUUUUCAUCCACAAAACAUAUGAAAUAAAUGCAAAAUUGAAAAAGUAUGGUUUGAAGAUAGUAUACUUGUCCAAAACAGUUUUGUAUUGAAAAUAAACAUUUUUGCAGGAAGCUUGUAAAUAGUUUUCCAUUUGAAAACUAAAAUGUUUGGAAUAUAGGCAGAAUUAUUGCUAAUGAUAAUUGAUAUCCCUAGAGUUUAAAGAAUAUAAUCCUUGACUCUAAUUUUCUGGGUUUAAUCUUAUCAUUUGAAAUUAAUUUGCAAUUAGGCUUUUGUUCAGAAAGCUAAUGAUGAAAAUCAGUGUACUUACCGGAAUCUUGUUAUUGAGAAAGAUAGUUCAAAUGAAGGUACCUAUUAUAUGCUGCUUCUUACAAACAAUGGAUUUUUUUGUAUUACAAACCUUCAGCUUGUAAAAAUUCAACAAGCGAUUGAAAAGGUAGACUUCCAUACGGCAAAAAAGUUACAAGGACAAAUCAAGUCCAGUUUUAUUUCUACUGAAAAUUGUCAUACCCUUGGUUGUCUCAAUCUUGUGGCUGGUGAUUUAGCAAGCGAAAUCCCUGUGAUAAUUGGGGGAACUGGUAAUUGUGCAUUCUCAAAAUGGGAACCAGAUUCUUCUAGGAAAGGGAUGACCGUUAAGAGUGUUAUUGAUGCAGAGAUUAUUGAAGGUGCAAAGAAGUUCCAGCUGAUAGAUAAUCUACUUUUUGUUCUUGAUACCAAUAACGUGCUGAGCUUAUGGGAUAUUUACACCCUAACUCCCAUAUGGAACUGGCCCUCCCUUCACAUAGAAGACUUUCUUCUCACCACAGAAGCAGAUUCACCUUCAUCAGUCACGUGGCAAGGGAUUACAAAUCUCAAGUUAGUAGCUCUGACAACUACUACUAAUAAGAAGAUGAGAAACCUCAUGGUCUAUUCAUUACCUAUGAUGGAAAUACUAUAUUCUUUGGAAGUAUCUGGUGUUUCUUCUCUGGUCCAAACAGGAAUUAGCUCAGAUACCAUAUACCUUCUGGAAGGAAUUUGCAAAAAUGAUCCAAAACUAUCUGAAGACUCAGUUUCUGUUUUAGUACUCAGAUGUCUUACAGAAGCUUUGCCAGAAAACAGAUUGAGUCGGUUACUUCACAAACACAGAUUUGCUGAAGCCGAGAGCUUUGCCAUUCAGUUUGGACUAGAUGUUGAGCUUGUUUACAAAGUAAAAUCAAAUGAUAUAUUGGAGAAACUAGCUUUGAGUUCUCUGAACACCAGUGAGCAGACUGAAUGGCAAAAACUUGUAGAUGAAGCUAAGGAAAAUCUGCAUAAAAUCCAGGACGAUGAAUUUGUGGUGAAUUACUGCUUGGAGGCUCAAUGGAUAACCUAUGAAACAACCCAGGAAAUGCUAAAUUAUGCCAAAACCAGGCUUUUGAAGAAAGAAGAUAAAGCUGUUCCUAUCUAUUCUGAUGGCUUAAAAGAGGUACUAAGGGCUCAUGCAAAGUUGACUACUUUUUAUGGAGCAUUUGGACCAGAAAAAUUCAGGGGUAGUUCUUGGAUUGAAUUUCUGAAUAAUGAAGAUGACCUUAAGGAUAUUUUUUUACAGCUAAGAGAAGGAAACCUUGUUUGUGCACAGUACCUUUGGCUGAGACAUCGGGCAAACUUUGAAAGCAGAUUUGAUGUGAAAAUGCUUGAGAACUUGCUCAACUCAGUUUCUACACCAGUCUCUUUGCAAAAGCUUUGUCCAUGGCUUAAAAAUGAUGUGAUCCCAUUUGUGAGAAGGACUGUACCUGAAGGACAGAAAGUUCUUGCAAAAUGGUUGGAACAAGCAGCCAGGAACCUUGAACUAACUGAUAAGGCAAACUGGCCAGAAAAUGGGCUUCAACUGGCAGAGGUAUUUUUUACAGCAGAAAAACCAGAUGAGUUAGGAUUGGCGUCCUCUUGGCAUUGGAGUUCCUUGGAUCAUCAAAACACGGAGGAAGUUUGUCAGUUAAGGACUUUGGUAAAUAACCUACGAGAGUUAAUCACACUGCAUAGGAAAUACAACUGCAAAUUGGCCCUCUCUGAUUUUGAGAAGGAGGAUACAACCACCAUUGUAUUCCGAAUGUUUGAUAAAGUACUGGCCCCCGAGCUUAUCCCUUCCGUCUUCGAGAAGUUUAUAAGAGUUUACGUGAGGGAACAUGACUUACAGGAGGAGGAACUUCUCCUUCUGUACAUAGAGGAUUUAUUGAAGAGAUGUAGCUCAAAGUUCACCUCACUCUUUGAUACAGCAUGGGAAGCAAAAGCUAUAGCAGUAAUAGGAUGUUUAUCUGACACAGAUCUCAUAUUUGAUGCUGUGCUCAAGAUAAUGUAUGCAGCAGUGGUGCCCUGGAGUGCAGCUGUGGAGCAGCUGGUGAAACAGCACUUGGAGAUGGACCAUCCCAAAGUCAAGUUAUUACAGGAAAGUUACAAACUAAUGGAGAUGAAGAAACUUUUACGAGGCUAUGGAAUAAGGGAGGUGAAUCUCUUAAGCAAGGAAAUAAUGAGGGUGGUAAGAUACAUUCUCAAACAAGAUGUCCCAUCUUCUUUAGAAGAUGCUUUAAAGGUGGCCGAAGCAUAUAUGUUGCCUAAAGACGAAAUCUACAGUCUAAGGAUUAUUGACCUGAUUGAUAGAGAAAAGGGUGAAGACUGUAUCCUUCUGUUGAGGUCUUUGCCUCCUGCUGAAGCUCAGAAAACUGCAGGAAGAGUAAUCAUAUGGGCACGGCUGGCAUUACAGGAAGAACCAGAUAAUUCUAAUGAGGACAAGGCCUGGAGACUGUCUGUAGCGAAGACAUCAGUAGACAUUCUUAAAUUACUGUGUGACAUUCAGAAAGACAAUCUGCAGAAGAAGGAUGAAUGGGAAGAAACCUUGAAACAAUUUAAAACUGUUGCUAGCUUACAGGAGAACUUCGAGGUCUUUCUUUCAUUUGAAGAUUACAGCAGUAGUUCCCUGGUAGCAGAGCUCCGGGAACAGCACAUUAAAGCUCAGCAAGUCGCACAGGCUAAACACAAACCCUGGAGGCCAGCAGAGCCUGCGGCUGCCGAGGAGGACAGGCUGAGCGCCGAGUCCAAGCUGCACCGACAGGUGCUGGCCCUGCAGGUGUCCCGGCAAGAGCUGGAGGCCAAGAUGAUUUUGAGGGCCUUGAACGACUGGAACGUGGAAGGGGCACUGAGAAAAUGCAGAGACUUGUUUAAGUAUCACUGCAACACCAACACUGGAAAAUUGCUGUUCCUGACGUGUCAGAAGCUUUGUCAGAUGUUGGCUAAUGGCUUUCCAAUGGCAAUCCCUGAGGGACUAAAUCUUCCUUCUGAGAUACAUGAUCUAGCAUGCCAGGCUGCCACCAUCUGCAGUCCAGAUUUUUUGCUAGAUGCCUUAGAACUCUGUAAAUAUACUUUAAUGGCAGUAGAGCUUUCCAGACAGUGCCAAAUGGAUGACUGCGGAAUUCUCAUGAAAACUUCCUUUGGAACUCAUAAAGAUCCAUAUGAGGAGUGGUCUUACUGUGACUUCUUCAGUGAAGAUGGGAUAGUUCUCGAGUCCCAGAUGGUGCUCCCUGUCAUCUAUGAAUUGAUUUCAUCACUUGUGCCUCUGUCUGAAAGCAAGAGAUAUCCCUUCGAUUCUACAAGUUUACCAUACUGCUCCAUCAGUGAAGGAGACAGCCUUAUGUUACCUAUUAUCAAUUCCAUCUCUGCCUUGCUUCAGAACCUUCAGGAAUCUAGCCAAUGGGAGCUGGCCCUAAAAUUUGUAGUUGGUUCAUUUGGUACCUGUCUUCAGCACUCUGUGUCAAACUUCAUGAAUGCCAGUUUGAGUGACAAGUUGUGUGGAGAGGCCACAUUAGUUAAAUCCAAGCAUGUUGUUAUGGAAUUGAAAGAGAAAGCCAUUAUGUUUAUCAGGGGAAACGCCGCAACACUUUUGUACAAAGUAUUUAAUUGUCGCCUGGUGGACCUCAACUUGGCAUUGGGGUACUGCACUCUCUUACCACAAAAAGAAGUCUUUGAAAAUAUAUGGAAGCUCAUAGAUAAAGCAUGGCAGAAUUACGACAAAAUAUUGGCAAUAUCUCUGGUGGGCUCUCAGCUGGCCAGUCUCUAUCAGGAAAUAGAAAUGGAGCUUAAGUUCUGUGAACUCAGUACUGAUUCCCGGUGGGGCAUUCGUCUUAGUAAACUUGGUAUUUCUUUCCAGCCAGUUUUUAGGCAACAUUUUCUCACCAAGAAAGACCUCAUUAAAGCUCUUGUGGAGAAUAUAGAUAUGGAUACAAGCCUCAUUCUGGAAUAUUGCAGCACAUUUCAGUUGGACUCAGAUGCAGCUCUUCAGCUGUUCAUUGAAACACUCCUCCACAACACUAAUGCCAGCCAGAGCCAGGGAGACACAAGCACGGAAUCCACAAAGGAGCAGCGUUCCAAACUCCUGGCCAAAGCCAUCGAAAUGGUUCCUUUACUGACAAGCACAAAAGAUUUGGUCAUCAGUCUUAGUGGAAUACUGCAUAAGUUGGAUCCCUAUGACUAUGAAAUGAUUGAAGUCGUCCUGAAAGUCAUAGAAAGAGCUGAUGAAAAGAUAACCAACAUUAAUAUUAAUCAGGCAUUGAGUCUUCUGAAACAUUUGAAGUCAUACAGAAGAAUUUCUCCUCCAGUGGACCUAGAAUAUCAGUAUAUGUUGGAGCACGUAAUAACUUUGCCAUCAGCUGCCCAAACUAGACUGCCUUUUCACCUAAUAUUCUUCGGCACAGCACAGAGCUUCUGGAAAAUUCUCUCUACGGAACUCAGUGAAGAAUCCUUCCCAACAUUGCUCUUAAUUUCUAAGUUAAUGAAGUUCUCUCUGGACACUCUGUACGUGUCUACGGCCAAACACGUUUUUGAAAAAAAACUGAAGCCUAAGCUCCUGCAGUUAACACAAGCUAAAUCCUCGACACUGAUUAACAAGGAGAUAACUAAGAUCACUCAAACCAUCGAAUCCUACUUGUUAUCUAUCGUUAACCCGGAGUGGGCUGUAGCCAUUGCCAUCAGUCUAGCCCAGGAUGUCCCAGAAGGUUCCUUCAAGAUGUCCAGUUUGAAAUUCUGCCUGUAUUUAGCUGACAGGUGGCUUCAGAAUAUCCCAUUUCAGGAUGAAACACGUGAAAAAGCUGAAGCUCUGUUGAAGAAGCUUCAUAUUCAGUACCGGCGAUCAGGCACGGAAGCUGUGCUCAUAGCCCACAAGCUGAACACUGCAGAGUAUUUAAGAAUGAUCGGGAAACCAGCACAUCUCAUUGUCAGUCUGUACGAACAUCCCAGCAUAAAUCAAAGAAUUCAGAAUUCAUCUGGCAAAGAUUAUCCUGAUAUUCACGCGGCUGCCAAAGAAAUAGCUGAAGUCAAUGAAAUUAAUUUGGAGAAAGUCUGGGACAUGUUGUUGGAAAAAUGGCUGUGCCCGUCUGCGAAACCUGGUGAAACACCAUCAGAAUUAUUUGAACUUCAGGAAGAUGAAGCACUACGAAGAGUCCUGUAUCUCCUUCUGUCUCGUCCGGUUGAUUAUAGUUCAAGAAUGCUGUUCAUUUUUGCAACAUCAGCUACAACUACGUUAGGUGUGCACCAGCUCACUUUCGCCCACAGAACGCGAGCCCUGCAGUGUCUGCUCUAUUUGGCUGACAAGGAAACUGUAGAAUCUCUCUUCAAAAAACCCAUUGAAGAAGUGAAAUCUUAUUUGAAAUGUAUAACUUUUCUGGCAUCAUUUGAGGCUCUAAAUAUCCCCAUCACAUAUGAAUUAUUUUGCAACAGUCCUAAAGAAGGAAUGAUUAAAGGUCUAUGGAAAAACCACAGCCACGAAUCCAUGGCCGUAAGGUUGGUGACUGAGCUUUGUUUAGAAUACAAAAUCUAUGACCUGCAGCUUUGGAAUGGACUCUUGCAAAAGCUUCUUGGCUUCAGAAUGAUUCCUUAUCUAAGGAAGGUUUUAACAGCCAUUUCUAGCAUCUAUUCUUUAUGGCAGGUUCCCUACUUCAGCAGAGCCUGGCAGCGCGUGGUUCAGAUACCGCUACUUUCAGCCUCUUGUCCUUUAAGCCCCAGUCAGCUGUCAGAUUGUUGUGAGAGUCUCAUCGCUGUCCUAGAAUGUCCAGUUUCAGAUGAUCUUGACCUGAUCAGAGUGGCCAGGCAGUAUGUCCAGUUAGAGCUUCCAGCUUUUGCAUUAGCCUGUCUAAUGCUCAUGCCCCACUCGGAAAAAAGACACCAGGAAAUAAAGAAUUUUCUGGGCUCCUGUGACCCUCAGAUCAUUUUACAGCAGUUAGAGGAACAUAUGAAUACUGGCCAGCUGGCAGGGUUUUCACAUCAAGUUAGAAGUCUGGUCCUGAAUAAUAUCAUAGAUAAGAAGGAGUUUGGGAUUUUGGCAAAGACAAAAUACUUCCCAGUGUUGAAAUCACACGUGAUGAAUACCAACAACGUCACUGAACUAGUAAACUAUUUGGCAAAUGAGUUAAGUUUAGAUGAAGCUUCCAUCUUUAUAACUGAAUAUUACAAGCACUGUGGGAAACCUGUGCCACCAGGAGCCACUCCCUGUGAAACUCUGAAGGUGUUUCUUAAUGGAUCAUAGUAGAUCAUCAAAACUUUUUUCAAGAAGAAUAAGAGGAAGUUUGGAAUCUGUUAUCAAAUGACCCUAUUUAUUACAGUUUUUAAAUUGCGCAAUCUGUGUACAGUAGCUAUUGUCAGAUGUUCCUCGAGAAGUAAUAACUAAGAUGCUUAAUAAUAGCAUAACUGUCUCAUAAAGAACUCAUGUCACAAAUUAAUAAAUAUUUUCUUUGCCAGUUACGUGUAUAACUUGUAAAGACUAUUAGUUUUUUGCACUCUAUAUGAAGGAAAGUUUUUUGCUCCCCCCAUAAGAAAAGCAACUACUUAUAUCCUGUUUCUUCCAUCUAUAUAAAUAAGAAUGUCAGUCUUUUUAACAUCAUUCUAGUAAAUAUGUAUAUAAUCUUUGCUGCAGAGCGUAUCCGUCAGUGGCCAGCCAGAAAUACAGAAACCACUCUAGCUAGUUGAAGCAGAGAAGGACUGAGUGUCAGGAAUUGGUUACAAAGCUGUCAAGAGGACUGAAAGGCAAAAGGGAGAUGAAGAGGGGGCGCUGGAGAAACUAAAGGGAAGGGGCUGUUUGCCUAACAUCAGAAGCUGCUUUGAGACUUCCCUGGUGGUCCAGUGGUAAAGAAUCCGUCUUCCAAUGCAGGGGACGCAGGUUCAAUCCCUGGUCAGGGGACUAAGAUCCCACAUGCCGCAGGGCAACUAAGGCUGUGUGCCGCAACUACAGAGCCUGAGUGCCACAACUACAGAGCCCAUGUGCUCUGGAGCCUGUGUGCCAAAACUAGAGAAGAGAAAACCCGAACGCCACAAUUAGAAGCCCGCGAGCUGCAGCAAAGAGCCAGCGCACCGCAACGAAAAGUUCCUGCACGCUUCAACGAAGAUCCUGUGUGCCGCAACUAAGACCCGACACGGCCAAAAAUAAAAAUUAAAUUAAAUAAACAAUUAAUUAAUUAAAAAAAGAGAAAAGGAAGCUGCUUUGCCUCGGAGCUCGGGCGCUGCUGUUCCGGAGGCUGAGCCUCCUCCCGCUGGCACUGCUGCCCACGCAGUGCUUGGUCACCCUUGGCUGUAGUGCUGCCGCCUCCAGAAGGGAAAAGAGGCAGGGUUUUGCUUUCUCCAGCCUCCUGGUUGUCGUGCCAGUGCCAAGAAAUAGCAGGAAUGAACAGAAGCCAUCUGGCAAGGGGUCUGGGAGACGCAGUCUGCAGGCUGUAAGCCCCCGGCAGGACAGGGCAGGAUGGAAGCUGGCCUGCAAGGGCGGCAUGGAGUUGAGAGCCUGCAGCCGGGACCCAGCACACAGAAACGUCACUCACACCUCUAUCCUGCCUGUGUAGUCUUUUGCUCUACUUGUGAAUAAACUGAAUUUGAUAAUGCUAGAAUUUGUUUGCCUUUGCCUGUUGAGAAAAAUAUUAUUUCUGUACAGGAAACAACGUGAUAUGACUAAAAACAUGGGUUUUGGAUAAAAAACAAGUCUGGGUUUGACCUCUGGCUCUAUCACCUACUAGCUGUGUGAUCCUGGACAAGUUAUAUAACGUCUCAAAGCCUUGAUCCCCUCGUUUGUAAACCUGCUACUUGCAGUAGGUUUAGAUGGUCAUCCACUUGCUCUCUUCUGGAAAUUUACAUCAAUAUUUUCCACAAACCUUUUUCCUUAUUUGGAGUUAUUUCCUUAAGAUACAUUCCCAGGAACAGAUUCACCAGAUCAAAGGGAAUAAAGGAUUUUUUUUUUUUUUGACCAUGCCGAGUGGCUUGCGGGCUCUUAGUUCCUUAACCUGUGAUUGAACCUGUGCCCCUUGCAGUGGAAGCUCAGAGCCCUAACCACUGGACUGCCAGGGAACUCUGAGAAGGACAUUUUAAAGACUGGAUGCAAAUUGCCAAAACUGCAUGCAUUUCAAAAGGUCUUCUUCACAAAAGCCUAUUCCUACCAGAAACAUGAAUGUCUGCUUUACUGUAUCCUCCCCAACGUUGGGUGAUCAUACUCUUUUUUUUUUUUUUCCAUUUAUUUACUUUUGGCUGCGUUGGGUCUUCGUUGCUGCGCGCAGGCUUUCUCUAGUUGCAGCGAGCAGGGGCUACUCUUCGUUGCAGUGCAUGGGCUUCUCACUGUGGUGAUUUGUUGCAGAGCACAGGCUCUAGGCGCAUGGGCUUCAGCAGUUGUGGCACAUGGGCUUAGUUGCUCUGCAGCAUGUGGGGUCUUCCUGGACCAGGGAUCGAACCCGUGUCCCCUGCAUUGGCAGGUGGAUCCUUCUUAACCACUGCAUCACCAGGGAAGUCCUGGCAAUCAUACUUUUUUAAACUUUUUGCUAAUUUGAUAGGUGAAAAUAGUGUCUCAGUAUUUACAUUUGUAUUUCUUUAAUAUCUAUGUGAUUGAACCUUAAGAAAACUGUAAUUAUAAGCCUGAGAUCACGAGUAGAGCCUGUGAUGGUAUUCUUGGGCAUAAAUGUGCAAGGAAUGAAAGGGUCAAGUGGUGGCACUAGAACGUAACAAAUGGAAAUGAACGUUCCGGCUUCAUGGACUCAAGCUGCGCUAAAAAAGGAGUUGUUUCCCAGUCUUAACUGGUUUCAUUGUUCAGAAUAAAGCUCUGGAUGUUAACUAGA